ACAUCCAAAAUUUAUCAGUUUAUAAAAGGGGGAGAAAAGAGAGAGGGAAAGCCCAAAAAGAAGAACAAAAAAAAGAAAGGAAAAUGGAGAAGCCAUGGGCGCAAAGCUGAAUUUAUCAUUACGCAAAGAAAGAACAGUUUUCUCCGUCGUUUUGCUUUCGUAGUUGCCAUUGCGUUCGAACUCUGAUCUUCGAUACGGUCGUGUUUUAGAAUCUGAAUCAGAAACGUUUAUAUAUUUUUUUUGUUUUUGCUUUUGGAUUCAUUUGCUCUUUGUGUUUUGGAUGGUAAUGGGGGAUACGGAGAGUUGCAGUAGCAGAGCGGUGGAUUUCGUGCCGAGUCAGAGUCGGAAACAGAGGCAGAAGGUUGAAGUAUUUAACGAAGUUCUUUGUCGACUUAGGGAGUUGAAUAUCGAGGAGGCGAGCUUCCCUACCUUCGAAGAUGAACUGUGGGCUCAUUUCUGUAGACUUCCUGCCAGGUAUGCGUUUGAUGUUAAUGUGGAGAGGGCACAAGAUGUUCUUAUGCACAAAAGAUUACUUCACAAGGCGCGUGAUCCUGCUAGCAGGCCUGCAAUUGAAGUUCGGCUUGUGCAAGUUCAUUCUGCCUCUGAUGGAAAUAGGGUUGGGUCAGUACAUUUGAAGUUUGCACGAAAAGCUGAUGCUCAGUGUUCUGAUUAUCCCAACAAAAAGAGGUUUCAUCCGCCACCUGCCUUUGGUACAUCAUCUGAUAUUGAGCUUGUGCAUGAAGCUAAAAGAGGUGUUAAAGAUAUGGAUGUUGUAGUUAAUGGCAAUCUAAUUGACUCUCGGCUGAUGCAUGAGAUCACUAUUUCAACAAAUGACAAGCCAAAACUUCUAACACAGUUGACUUCUUUACUAUCUGAGGUUGGGCUGAACAUUCAAGAAGCACAUGCUUUUUCCACGACAGAUGGCUAUUCCUUGGAUGUGUUCGUUGUUGAUGGUUGGGCACUUGAGGAGACUGAGCAGCUUAGAAAUGUAUUGAUAAAGGAGAUAUCCAAAGUUGAGAAGCAUUCCUGGUCAAAAUUUCAUGCUUUGUAUCAUGUGAGGGAGCUAGAGCAAACUGGAAACAAACUUGCCUCCAGCCAUGUGAACAUCCCUUCUGGUGGAAAUGAUGUUUGGGAAAUUGAUACUAGCCUGUUAAAGUAUGAAAGCAAAUUGGCUUCUGGCUCCUAUGGUGAUUUGUAUAAAGGUACUUUCUGCGGUCAAGAUGUAGCCAUCAAAGUUCUUAGGACUGAGCAUCUAAACGAGAACUUGCAAAGGGAAUUUAUUCAAGAAGUUAGUAUCAUGAGGAAAAUUCGGCACAAGAAUGUUGUUCAAUUCAUCGGUGCAUGUACCAGACUUCCAAGCCUGUGCAUUGUGACAGAGUUCAUGUCUGGUGGAAGCAUGUAUGACUUUCUGCAUAAACAAAAAUCUGGUUUUAAGCUUCCAUUCUUACUCAAAGUAGCGAUUGAUGUUUCCAAGGGAAUGAGCUACUUGCAUCAAAAUAAUAUAAUGCAUAGGGAUCUGAAAGCUGCCAAUCUUCUGAUGGAUGAAAAUGGAGUUGUCAAGGUAGCUGAUUUUGGCGUUGCUAGGGUGCAAGCUCAGUCAGGUGUGAUGACUGCAGAAACAGGAACAUAUCGUUGGAUGGCUCCAGAGGUGAUUGAACACAAACCAUAUGAUCACAAAGCUGAUGUUUUCAGUUUCGGGGUUGUGCUAUGGGAACUGCUUACAGGAAAGCUUCCAUACGAGAACUUAACCCCCUUACAAGCUGCAUUGGGAGUUGUCCAGAAGGGUCUAAGGCCAGUGAUUCCUAAGCAUACUCACCCGAAAUUUGUGGAACUGCUGGAUAGAUGCUGGCAACAGGAGCCAUCUUUGAGACCUGAAUUCUCUGAAAUUUCAGAUCUCUUGCAAGACUUAGCAGGGAGGUAGGGAAAAGUUGGAAGAAUCAUCCUUUUGCUUAUCCUUCUUGUUGGAAAUUUUGAUAAUCUUGGAAAGGGUUGCAGACAAGACAAAUGGGAAGGAAAAAUCACCUAGGAAAUUUGAAACAGGUUUCAGGAGGAAGCCAGCAAGAUGGCAAGCCCCUGUGGAUAAUUUUUGUAGCUUGUAGUAUGCAUACUUCUUUUUCUUUCUCUAUGCGGACUUAACGCUAUAUUUUCGAAGUAAAAGUAACGGGUAAUUAUGCUAACAUGGCACCUGCUUAUCAUUGCAAUGAUAUCUAAUCGAGUUUAUCGAUAAAAAUGAUCGGUUUAAACUCAAUAUUU
Messenger RNA from Theobroma umbraticum, 2253 nucleotides. RefSeq names its product serine/threonine-protein kinase STY46-like. The record is from RefSeq and is a predicted model, not a curated record. Lineage: Eukaryota; Viridiplantae; Streptophyta; Magnoliopsida; Malvales; Malvaceae. Gene Ontology annotation, molecular function: protein serine/threonine kinase activity; ATP binding. Gene Ontology annotation, biological process: protein phosphorylation.